Molecule: messenger RNA, 1490 nt
Organism: Carassius carassius (crucian carp)
Lineage: Eukaryota; Metazoa; Chordata; Actinopteri; Cypriniformes; Cyprinidae
Product: protein FAM163A-like
Exons: 4
Coding region: 580-1032 (150 amino acids)
Source: RefSeq, a predicted model, not a curated record
CUCUCCUUUAACGUCUGUAAAGGUGUGGGUUCAUUUCCUGACCCUUUCCGCGCGUGCAGCAUCAUCUCCUCGCAGGCUGUUGCAUCCUCCCGAGGGACCGUCGGCGCUCUUCACAGCCUGCACAUUACAUACCGGUCUCUGAAUUGCAAUCUGUGUAAUGCCACUCAUUCAUUUGCGAGCUCGGAUGUGUUAUAUUGUUUCUCACAGCAUACUCGCGGCUGUUCGCAGGGAUACUACGGAAUUACAGCCGCGAGAAAUGAUAAUGUGACAGCCAUCCGUUCAGACAGAUAAUAAAAGCUCGCUGUGCAGUGGACUCAGAAUUUCUGCUAACGAAGCAAAGCCUCAGACGAGCCUUUCCAUACAGUAGUGUUCACUACUGACAAGCAUCAGUCCUUUGGAAUAAUAUUCUACACGCUGCAUUACAAACAUUCUGGGAGGAGGAGAAGCUGGUUUUAAGAAACUGUACAGCUGAGUAUCUGCAACCCAUGAGCCGUGUGUCAGGAGAAGCAGCAGUACAAACUCUCUGUGGCCUGUCGUCCUCUCUGCUCUUUUCUAAUGGUUUGAUGGAGAUCUGGUCGGAUGACAGCUGGAACUGUUGUCAUAACCGGAGGAAUUCUCGCAACAGUGAUACUACUGUGUAUCAUUGCAGUGCUUUGUUACUGUAGACUCCAGUAUUACUGCUGUAAGAGGAAUGAGUCAGAAGGGGAGGCAGGCUCGGUCGGAGAUCCUCAGCCACAGUUCGCCUGCAAUGCAUGCAGCGCUCCGGGGGUGGACGGGGCGGCCGUCACACCUCUCUCGCUGCCCUACGACCCCACUUCGUCUCACAGCUACUGUCCGACUUGCUCACCCUACUACCUCCGUGGCACGGAUGAGAUGCGGAAUGGCGGUGAACGCCUGUCUUACAUGCCCACUCACUAUGAGAACCAUGGGGCCACUGCCCUUGGUCUGGCCGCCAUGUACGGUCCUGUGCUGAGCCAUCGCAGUACGCCAGACUUAUACACCAAUACACGAGCCAUCAGCACUGACGUCUGACAUUCACAGACCUGGAGAUGGACCCAGGGACAGAGCUGCCUCUGUGAAUGAGAACAACUGGGGCAGUUACAUGUCCACAUGCCAAGAGUUAAAAAGACCUACAGGAUGCCAUGUUAUUCUUCCACGCAGGUCUAAGGCCAUCUUUAGUCUUCCAUUGUCUUUUGUUUUACCUGCUGUUUACAUCUUCUUCUCGCACAUCCAUCCCUUUUGUGCUUUGAGGACCAUGUGUUAUAUGACAUGAAGUGUUUGUGGAGUAUUUGGCCUUUUUAAUUUAACUUUUAAAGGUUUAUGCAAAUAGGUUGUUUUAUAUAUCUGGACAAGACAGAGAUAAAGCAUAUAUAUUAUAGUCAGAAAAUCGAAAUGGAGCAACCCAAGGAAGCUUUUUAGGCUCAUCUCAAGUAUUUUGUUGUUUAUUGUGACAUAAAAGGCAAACGUUCCACACAAAUUUUUAAUAACUU